This is a messenger RNA of Dipodomys spectabilis (banner-tailed kangaroo rat), 2477 nucleotides long. It is a transcript of the gene Gtpbp4, whose product is annotated as GTP binding protein 4. The coding region runs from base 60 to 1964 and encodes 634 amino acids. The transcript is spliced from 17 exons. Gene Ontology annotation, molecular function: GTP binding; GTPase activity; RNA binding. Gene Ontology annotation, biological process: ribosomal large subunit biogenesis. Gene Ontology annotation, cellular component: nucleolus. NCBI's taxonomy places the organism in Eukaryota, Metazoa, Chordata, Mammalia, Rodentia, Heteromyidae. The record is from RefSeq and is a predicted model, not a curated record.
CGGCAGCGGAAAUCCGGUCCUCCGUGUCGCCGAGUCUCCGCGUGGAGUUCGCCGGCAGCAUGGCGCACUACAACUUCAAGAAGAUUACGGUGGUGCCGUCCGCCAAGGACUUCAUCGACCUCACAUUGUCAAAGACUCAACGGAAGACUCCAACAGUUAUUCAUAAACAUUACCAAAUCCAUCGCAUAAGACAUUUUUAUAUGAGAAAAGUCAAAUUUACUCAACAGAACUACCAUGACAGAUUAUCACAGAUUCUAACGGAUUUCCCCAAAUUGGAUGACAUCCAUCCAUUUUACGCAGAUUUGAUGAACAUUCUCUAUGAUAAGGAUCAUUACAAGUUGGCUCUGGGACAAAUAAAUAUUGCCAAAAAUUUAGUAGACAAUGUUGCUAAAGAUUACGUGCGGCUCAUGAAAUAUGGUGACUCUCUAUACCGCUGCAAGCAACUGAAGCGUGCUGCCCUGGGGCGAAUGUGCACUAUUAUCAAGAGACAGAAACAGAGUUUGGAAUAUUUGGAACAAGUACGCCAGCAUUUAUCCCGCUUGCCAACGAUUGAUCCAAAUACAAGGACUCUGCUUUUGUGUGGGUACCCUAAUGUUGGGAAGUCCAGCUUCAUCAAUAAGGUUACGAGAGCAGAUGUGGAUGUUCAGCCUUAUGCAUUUACCACCAAGUCUCUGUUUGUUGGGCACAUGGAUUAUAAGUAUCUUCGUUGGCAGGUAGUAGAUACUCCAGGCAUUUUGGAUCAUCCUCUGGAGGAUCGGAACACCAUCGAAAUGCAGGCUAUCACAGCUUUGGCCCACCUCCGAGCUGCGGUCCUGUAUGUGAUGGAUUUGUCUGAGCAGUGUGGACAUGGUUUAAAGGAGCAAGUAGAACUCUUCCAGAAUAUCAGACCUCUCUUUGUCAACAAACCUCUUAUAGUUGUAGCGAACAAGUGUGACGUGAGGCGAAUAGCUGAACUUUCUGAAGAUGAUCAGAAAAUAUUUAUAGAUUUGAAGGCUGAAGGAUUCCCUGUAAUUGAGACCAGCACCCUGACUGAGGAAGGUGUUAUUCAAGUUAAGACAGAGGCUUGUGAUAGACUAUUAGCUCAUCGGGUGGAAACCAAAAUGAAAGGAAAUAAAGUGAAUGAGGUGCUGAACAGAUUGCAUUUAGCGCUACCAAACAAGAGAGAUGAUAAGGAGAGGCCUCCUUUCAUCCCAGAAGGAGUAGUCGCUCGAAGGAAGAGAAUGGAAGUUGAGGAGCCCAAGAAGAAAAGGGAACGAGAUCUUGAGCUGGAAAUGGGAGAUGAUUAUAUUUUAGAUCUUCAAAAAUACUGGGAUUUAAUGAAUUCAUCUGAGAAGUAUGAUAAAAUACCAGAGAUCUGGGAAGGACACAAUGUUGCUGAUUAUAUUGAUCCUGCAAUCAUGAAGAAACUGGAAGAGUUAGAAAAGGAAGAAGAACUAAAAACAGCUGCUGGAGAGUAUGACAGUGAGUCUGAAAGUGAAGAUGAGGAAAUGAUGGAAAUCCGAGAAUUGGCAAAACAAAUUAGAGAAAAAAAGAAGUUGAAAAUUCUGCAAUCCAAAGAAAAGAAUACACAGGGACCCAGGAUGCCUCGAACUGCUAAGAAGGUUCAGCGGGCAGACUUGGAGAAUGAGAUGCGUGGACUUGGUGUUGACAUGGACAAUAAGGAAGAUGCCCAUUAUGCAGUUCAAGCACGAAGAUCUCGGAGCGUCACUAGGAAAAGAAAGCGGGAGGAAUCCCUUCCACCUUCUUCUAUAUCCCGGAGUCGAAGUUGUUCUCGAACUCCACGUGAUGUCUCUGGUCUUCGAGAUGUCAAGAUGGUUAAGAAAGCCAAGACUAUGAUGAAGAAUGCUCAGAAGAAGAUGAAUCGCUUGGGGAAGAAAGGAGAAGCAGAUAGACAUGUAUUUGAUAUGAAACCCAAGCACUUACUCUCAGGGAAGAGGAAAGCUGGUAAAAAAGACAGGAGAUAGUGUCCUUUUUGGUUUACAUCGUUCGGCUAGACUAUUGUAGUCUUUUUAUAAAAUGGGAAUGGUCUAUUAACUGAAACAAACAAUGGAAGUAACAAAAAUGUACUUGUUGCUCUGCUGAAGAGAACUGUAUAUGUGCAGGAAAUUUAUGUCUGCAUAAAUUAUAAAUGUUUGAGAGGGCAGUGUUUCUACAUUUAGUCAAGUGUUUGUUCCUUCCUAUUUGCAGAACUGGAAAGAUAGGUGUGGCUCAGUUGCUUUUGAUGAAGCAAAGGGAAGCUUUGGUUCAUUAUAUGUGAAAAGCAUGGUUUUAUGACAAAAGCUUCUCUGUUGAGUGGGCAUAGGAAGGAGGCUGCCAACUGACAUACUUGGGAGCAAACAUGUUUGUAAGUAUGUCAGACCCUGUGCUUAAAAUACUCUUGUAAGUUAUUUUCUAGACUUCUUGUACAAUAUAUUACUGUAAUCAUCUUCAACUAUUUUAUCCAAAAUAAAUUUCUAGAAGAAAAUAAUUUUGACUUA